UUUCAUAUUUCAAGCUGUUCGUGGUAGAAUGUCCAAGAUGAACUCCUUGGUCUCUUUGGUGGUUCUCUCUCUCGCUCUGUGUGUCGUUGCUGGCUCGAAACUAAAAUGUAGUCCUUACGGCCUCGCACUUGGUUGUCAUCCGGUAGGUCUAGCCCGUUACACGUUAAUAUGGAUUCCAUACAGAGCUAAGUACAAUCGCUUAUCUAUACAUAAAUCAUUUUUGACACAAACACUAAAACUGCAACGGUCUUCUAUGCCAGCAGCCUCUAUUAAGUCAUGUAAAUUUAUCAUCCACACGUUGAAAAAUGUAACUCUAAUCAAAUUUUUUUGUAAAUCAUAUGAAGAAAAGGGCAGAAGAAAUCGGAAUAAAUCUGUUUCAAUGUAUUUAAUGGGAAGAUCAUUUCAUCAGUUUUUAGUGAAAAUUUUUGUUUGAACCUUUUUUUUUCAAAAUCACCGGUGACGAAUUGAUUUUUUGCUAAUCUUACGUAAAUAUCGAUACAGCAAAAGACACCCAAGGGGCGAGUAUAAGUCAGGGUACUUUCCUACUCGAAAAAACAGCAUGAGUUUAAUAAAAAUAACGCGAAUGUUCUGAAUACAUCGUUCUAAUCACUACUAAAUAAGAAAUACUCUUAAAUGCUCUUAUCUUUACCGAGGUACUGCAUCCCGAGGAUCUGCAUCCUCACUAAGCUUCUACGUAUAGAAAUCUACACCUGCAUUGCGGUCUUUGCGAGAUCAUGAAUUACGUAAAGGAAACAUAUCAUGAAAUAUUCAUGGUCGUCAUCUUAAGAUGAAGUUAAUUUGUAUACUAAAUUUUACCUUUAUUAUUCUUGUUAAAUACGGUAAUCUAAAUGUCUAGUUUUGUCUAAAGCUCAGAAGCACAUGUGAUUUCAAGAUUCAUAAUCAGUUUUAGCGAUCUCCAGGAAACCUCAAUUCUGUGGAGAUGUUCGAGACCAGAAAUAAAUUCAACGAUUCAUCAUGAGAACUGUAUGGUGUUACUCUUGCCUUGCAUGGGAUGAGAAUAUGUUGUCAUAACAACGGCCUAACUUACACCUUUCAGUAUUGUCUAAUUGUAUGAUCGCUUUUAAUUUCUUCUCCAGAACUAAUCUUUCAUCUGUUUAUUAUCAUUAAGCAGAACGGUGGCCGCUCAUUAGAUCGUAAUGAGUUCCGAGGACAUCUGGAUGUAUUACCAGGUUCACCUCAUGUGGGAGACUCAGAGGAAAGCACCGCCAAACGAACAGGAAUGGACGCUGAAAAAUCAAAAAACCGAUUGGAGGAGAUGAAAGCUUACUUGGACAGCUUAUAUCAGUAAACCGGAGAGCAUAACAGGACAUUUUAAU
Molecule: messenger RNA, 1337 nt
Organism: Pocillopora meandrina
Lineage: Eukaryota; Metazoa; Cnidaria; Anthozoa; Scleractinia; Pocilloporidae
Source: the annotation of a GenBank genome assembly